Trichoderma aggressivum f. europaeum is the source of this 1317-nucleotide messenger RNA. RefSeq names its product CAZyme family GH5. Gene Ontology annotation, molecular function: mannan endo-1,4-beta-mannosidase activity. The record is from RefSeq and is a predicted model, not a curated record. NCBI's taxonomy places the organism in Eukaryota, Fungi, Ascomycota, Sordariomycetes, Hypocreales, Hypocreaceae. The transcript is spliced from 3 exons. The coding region runs from base 1 to 1317 and encodes 438 amino acids.
AUGAAGCUCAACAUUGCGGCGUCCGCUCUGGCCGCCUCUGGCCUCGCUGCUGCUUCAAACUCUUUUGCAGGAUCCAGCUUGUAUUUCCUUCCUGGACUUUCGGCUUCCGACCAAGCUCAUUACAUCGACACUCUCGCCAGCUAUGGAGCCAAGGUGGUUCGCCUUUGGAUCAACAAGCAUUCGACUGGUUGCGAUAAAGGCAGCAACGUUGUCACGUAUGCUGAUGAUUUCGAAACAACCAUUGGAUCAUACAAUUGGGACAAUCUCGCAAAGGUUGACAAAGUUCUCGCUCAACUUGCUGCAAAGGGAAUGAAAGCCAUCAUCUCUCCCCACGACGGAAAUGUCAUUCAUGACUCCAGCGUCAACACACCCAACGGCUGUGAUGUUUACUGCACCACCUAUAGGACUUCGUUCUAUAGCAACGCGAAUGCCCAGGCUCAAUACGACGCUCGUAUCAAGGCCAUCUUGACCUACAAAUCGCCCAGCAGCGGCCUUCAGUGGGGUAACUGGUCUGAGGCCAUCCUGGCAUUUGACCUGCAGAACGAACCUUUCCAGUUCACCAACGAUGGAGCCAACGGUGAUCCUUCCAACUGGCUCUGUGGCCGAGCCCAAAACUUUAAGAAGUACAUUACGGAUUCCAACAUCAAGGUCGCAACCGGAGGCAUUGGUGGCGACCAGGUCCACGGCCAUAACCUGCUCUCCAAGGCUCUGACUUGCUCGGCCAUCGAUAUCAUUAGCAUCCAUGCUUAUGUCGGCGAUGCGUCUACCUGGGGUUAUCUUCUCCCCGGCUUUGAGUCUACGGCCGCUGCCAACAACAAGCUUCUCCACGUCGAAGAAUGGGGAGUCCAGACAAGUUAUGGUUCGGGCUUCAACGACCAAGCCGCCUCUCUUAAUGCUCAAGGUAUUCCAUGGACUUACUGGCAAAUGAUCCCAGGUAGCGAUGGUACCCAGUCCUGCUCAAGCGGCUGCUGUACUGGCUAUGACGGUUUCGAAGUCAGCUUCACCAGUGGAAAGGGAAACCUCAAGAAUGCCAUUGCUCAGGCCAAUAGCAAGACGACAAAGCAAGACUGGAGCUUUGUUGGAGCGCCCCCGAAUGGAGGCUCUGGCACUCCUCCGCCACCUCCAAGCUCCAGCAGUUCACCACCACCUCCGCCACCUUCAUCCUAUCCCAAGGAUACUUGUACUUGGGGUGCAUCUCAGCCUUGCAACGCGGAUUAUACUUGUGUCAAUGGCAUCUGCCACCACGCUGGUCCUGCAACCGGCAAGAGGGAUUUGUCUGGGACACAGGAUCUGCCUGCUGUCGCGUGGGUUGCAUAA